AUGGCCGCGGGGCCCGGCGGGGCGGCGGCGGCGGCGGCAGCGGCCGGGGCGCGCGGGCUCGGGGCCGUCUGCCUGCGCCUCCUCCGCCGCGCCCGCCGCGCCGCCGCCGCGCUCAUGGCCUUCGCCGCCCCGCUGCUGUUCCGCCUGGGGUACAGCCUGUACGCCCGCACACGCCUGGGCUACCUGUUCUACCAGCGGCAGGUGAAGAAGGCGCGGGAGCGGUACCCGCACGGCCACUCCGUGCCCCGGCCCUACUGCUUCCCUGGGGUGAAAAUCCUGCCCAUUCCCGUCCUCUCCAACAACUACAGCUACCUGGUCAUCGACACUGGCUCCAGCCAAGCGGCCGUCAUCGACCCCUCUGACCCGCUGGCUGUACAGGCUGCCAUCGAGGAAGAGGGGGUGAUGCUGGAAGCCAUAUUCUGCACACACAAACACUGGGACCACAGUGGAGGGAAUGAGGCUCUCUGCCAGAAGCACAGCUCCUGCAGGGUGUAUGGCAGCGCGCUCGACGCCAUCCCACGGCUCACCAACCCACUUACAGACAGGGAGAAGGUGACCGUGGGCUGCCUGACCUUCGAGGCCCUCGCCACGCCUGGCCACACUGUGGGCCACAUGGUCUAUGUGCUGGACGGGGGCCCCUUUGGCAGCCCCCCCUGCCUCUUCUCCGGGGACCUCCUCUUCCUCGCUGGCUGUGGCAGGCCGUUUGAGGGCUCCCCUGAGACCAUGCUGGCCUCCCUGGACGUGGCCGUGAGCUUGGGCGAGGACACGCUGCUUUGGCCGGGCCACGAAUACGCGCUGGAGUGCCUGACCUUCGCCAGCCUCCUGGAGCUGGACAAUUCCGCGCUGGAGCAGAAGCUGCAGUGGGCGGUGCAGCAACGCCAGGAGAAGAGGAGCACGUGCCCCUCCACGCUGGGGGAGGAGCAGACCUACAACCCCUUCCUGCGGACCCACCGGCCCGAGCUGCAGGAGGCGCUGGGGCUGUGGCAGGCCGGGGGGGAGGACCCCGACGCCUUCCGUGCCCGGGUCCUCAAGGAGGUGCGGAGGCGCAAGGACCUCUACCAAGCCACCUAGAUCUGCCCCCCUGCCCGGGCCCCCCCUUUCCACGGGGCCGGGUGAUGGCUGGGCACAGGGGGCCCAAGGCUCUGUGGUUUGUUUUGCUGUGAAUCUCCCUCCUGGGGUGCAGGGUUGGGGGAAGAGUGGACACCCCCUUAAGUGGGCACCCCAUAAGUGAUCCUUGCCUUUGCUCCCUCCAACUUGGGGGUCACCAGCUGUCACGUAGAAGCACCUCAAUCCCUUCUUGGGGGUCUGUAGCCCUCCACCUCAAUGCUGGGGCUAUAGGAAUGGCACCAAGGGCUUCUCCUACAAUCCCCCACCCACUCCCCCGGUUUUCUGGGAGUCUCAAAUUUCCCCAUCACCACCACCACCACCACUCAGCCCCCUCCCCCGUUUUUCUGGGAGUUUCCUAUUUCCCCACCACCACCACCACUACUCAGGCCCCUCCCCUUAAGCCCCCAGUGUUGUGAAUCUCCUUUGUGGGGGCUGGGAUGGAGCCAGCAAGGGGAGGCGGGCCGACAGUACUACCUCCAGGCACGGGGCUCCCAUCCUUGACGCCGGAGCCCCCCUGUACGCACACACACGCACGCACACACUGGGACGGGGCCAGAGGGUCGCACUGCUGGGGUGUGGCGGGUGCUGCUUCGCUGGAGAUCGGAGCCACAAUCACCCGCACGCCCCAAAUAAAAGACUGGAUCAAUUUUA
Molecule: messenger RNA, 1758 nt
Organism: Melospiza melodia melodia
Lineage: Eukaryota; Metazoa; Chordata; Aves; Passeriformes; Passerellidae
Product: probable hydrolase PNKD
Exons: 9
Coding region: 1-1071 (356 amino acids)
Cellular component (GO): mitochondrion
Molecular function (GO): hydroxyacylglutathione hydrolase activity
Source: RefSeq, a predicted model, not a curated record